AUGAUUUCAUCACAUUCGAAUGUCAACAAUGUAAGUCAGGCCACAGACUGUCCUGAAGUUGUGAUUCCUAUUCAGAUCUUCCUGGUCAUUGGCUUUGUGAGCCUGAGUGAGAAUCUUCUGGUUGUUGUGGCGGUAAUUCACAACAAGAACCUGCAUUCGCCCAUGUAUUGUUUCAUCUGCAGCCUGGCAGCUUUUAACACCAUCUCCAGCCUCUCUAAGACCUGGGAGAACAUCAUGCUAGUUUUUAGAGACGCUGGACAUCUCAACUCCAGGGGAACAUCUGAGCUCCGGAUAGACAAUGUAAUGGACACUCUGCUCUGCAUGUCAUUUGUAGGCUCCAUUUUCAGCUUCUUAGCAAUUGCCGCAGAUCGCUACAUCACCAUUUUCCAUGCCCUGCGCUACCAUUCACUCAUGACUAUGCGGCGCACGGCAGCCAUCUUGGCCACCAUCUGGGCCCUAUGCGGUGUCAGCGGGGCUCUCAUGAUUGGGUUCUUUGAAGCCGCAGCAGUCAAGAUAUUCUUUGUCGUGGUCUUCUUCACAGCACUGCUCUUCAUCCUCUUGCUCUAUGUGCAUAUGUUCCUGCUGGCGCGAUAUCAUGCCAGCAGGAUCGCGGCCAUGCCUGGCUCUGCUGGACACAACAAGAAGAGUGGUCUGAAAGGGGCGCUCACGCUCACCAUCCUGCUCGGUGUGUUUGUGGUCUGCUGGGCUCCAUUGUCCCUCCACCUUUUGAUCAUCAUGAUAUGUCCAGAAAACCCAUAUUGUGAGUGCUACCGCUCGCUCUUCCAGCUGCACGUGGUGCUGCUGAUGAGUCAUGCUGUGGUCGAUCCAGCCAUUUAUGCCUACCGUAGCGCUGAGCUACGAAACACCUUCAGGAAAAUGUUCCUUUGCUCUACGCAAGCUCAGAACUUCAUCAGAGAUACAUGUGAAUGUAGCAUUUCAAAUGCAUUACAGAGAGCAUAG
Colossoma macropomum (tambaqui) is the source of this 960-nucleotide messenger RNA. RefSeq names its product melanocortin 2 receptor (gene mc2r). Gene Ontology annotation, biological process: G protein-coupled receptor signaling pathway. Gene Ontology annotation, molecular function: melanocortin receptor activity. NCBI's taxonomy places the organism in Eukaryota, Metazoa, Chordata, Actinopteri, Characiformes, Serrasalmidae. The record is from RefSeq and is a predicted model, not a curated record. Gene Ontology annotation, cellular component: membrane. The coding region runs from base 1 to 960 and encodes 319 amino acids. The transcript is spliced from 2 exons.